AUGCAUGUUCAUUUUUUAAAAAAGAAAGCUAUAUAUUAUGAACAAGUUCUAAAAAUAUCAAAAAGCUAUUAUAAUAUUACUAACCAAAAAACAAUAAAUUUCUAUAGUGCUUUAUUAGCCCCUCAAAAUGGAUUCAUUAGAAAGAGCAGUAGUAAUAAAUCAAGCAUAAUAAAUAUGUACAUUUAUAUAUUAAGCUAUUCAAUUCUGAUUUUAUUAAUACAAUACAUAAGGAGUAAACAUCUUCCCUUUCUAAACUUCAUCCUUAUAAAUCUGUUUAGUUCUAACCAAAAUGGUAGUACAACAGAUUUGAUUCUAUGCUUUCUAACACGCGGCUAUUUUUAA
Messenger RNA from Plasmodium fragile, 342 nucleotides. RefSeq lists its product as uncharacterized. The coding region runs from base 1 to 342 and encodes 113 amino acids. NCBI's taxonomy places the organism in Eukaryota, Apicomplexa, Aconoidasida, Haemosporida, Plasmodiidae. The transcript has 2 exons. The record is from RefSeq and is a predicted model, not a curated record.